Paramecium sonneborni is the source of this 402-nucleotide messenger RNA. The record is from the annotation of a GenBank genome assembly. Lineage: Eukaryota; Ciliophora; Oligohymenophorea; Peniculida; Parameciidae.
AUGGGCAAUAAAUGCUGUUCUCAAACUUAAACUAUCACUCAAUCUUAAAAAGAAAUUUUAUUUCCUAUUCGUUAAGAUAGUGGAAUAAAAUCUUUAGGGGAUUCAAUUUAAAUUGGAUAAAUUGGUGAGUUAAUCUCAAAACAUUGCAAAUUAUAUCAAUAUUAAGAUGGAGAUGGUUUACUAUCUCCUCCACCAUUAUCUCCAAAAUAAUAACAUGUUAUUGUUUAUCUUGAACCAAAAGUAUUAGUAGAUGAAGCUAUACAUUAUUAAGCAGAUACUUUAAAAGGAAUACUAAGUGCUAGAUCUAAUGAGGGCCAUUCUGAUUCACCUUGUAGUUCAACUAAUCGUAAAGAUAAACCAUUAAAAAGAAAAGUCUAAUUUAGAGAGUAAUCAAUAUAAUGA